Hypoxylon trugodes is the source of this 712-nucleotide messenger RNA. RefSeq lists its product as uncharacterized. The transcript has a single exon. The record is from RefSeq and is a predicted model, not a curated record. NCBI's taxonomy places the organism in Eukaryota, Fungi, Ascomycota, Sordariomycetes, Xylariales, Hypoxylaceae. The coding region runs from base 201 to 590 and encodes 129 amino acids.
AUUCACUUACUUGCCUACAAAUUACUACUUUACUUACCUAUUCUACCCACUCUUUACCACUAUUUUACCACGAUUACCUCCGUUACCACUCUGCUACCUUACUACCUUACCCCUUCACUUUUUUUUUUUUCUUUUUUUUUUUCGCCCCCUCUCCUUCCAUCCUUCCAUCCCCCUUCGGCAGCCAAGACUCCGUAUCCUUCAUGUUAAAAAUGGGCACGCAACGCACCCCUUGCGUAGGACAGAGUGCGGAGCCGUUCGGGACCACCGGUUCGCCCACCCGAUCGGACCCCGAAAAUGAUUCGGACCGGCACAUUCCCCAUUCUGGAAGUCUGUCGUCGUCCCUUUUUUGUGUGCGUUUGUUUUCGCUGAUGCCUGAGCACAUUUUUUUUAUUUUCGUUAUUUUUCAUUUCAAUUCCCUCAAUUUUAUCUUGACUCCAUACAUAAAACCUCGCCACCACAUAUUAUUCAUAUCUUCAUUUUAUUAUAUUAUCACUAUUCCCACGUCCACCGUGUAUCACCAAAAUAAAUUUUACCAAAAUAUCCCCCCCAUCGAUCCAUUCCCUAUUCCAUACGCAAAUGUGCCCCCUUAAUCUGACGUGACACAGGAUCAAUUAUUAUUUCCUUUUCGCUCGCAUUCGCAUCUCCGGCAAAAAGUACGCCACAAUAACACCCUCUCUCUUCCUCCGUCACUCUGUCCUUGAUAAUCAACGUU